This is a messenger RNA of Hordeum vulgare subsp. vulgare (domesticated barley), 1023 nucleotides long. RefSeq lists its product as uncharacterized. The record is from RefSeq and is a predicted model, not a curated record. The transcript has 4 exons. The coding region runs from base 163 to 696 and encodes 177 amino acids. Lineage: Eukaryota; Viridiplantae; Streptophyta; Magnoliopsida; Poales; Poaceae.
UAUAAAUUCACCGAACCACCGUCUUCCCUGAUCAGCUGAUUCAGUACCUCUACUCUAUCACCUUGAGACUCUUCACUCUUGUCUUGUGUGUUUGCCAAGCCGUGAAGCCGAUCGAGCAAAGCCACUGGGCACCGUCUCACAAUUACUGGCCAAGCUGAGACAAUGGAGGAUGCGAGGGGGUACCGGGGGAUACCGGCGUUCGGGGAAUGGAACUACGACGACUACGGCGACGACUGGUCCGUGCUCACCCAGCGUUUCGAGUCGGCGAUGAACAUCCCGUUGCCCGUACACAAACCCUGCAAGAGAGCGAGGGCAGGUCGCAGGAGGCGCGUCCCUGCGUUCGGCGAGUGGAACAACCACGGCGAUGGCGAUGGCGAUGGCCACGCCGGUGGCUGGACGGCGGCCGUCGUCAACCAGCAAGCACACAAACCACUCAAACAGGAAUUCACUAGCUACGACGACAGUGGCGUCUUCACCAUGGGGAAGCAACGAAAGCUGGCCAGGCAAACCUGGGUGGAUGACUCUGGGUCCAACGUGGCCAUGGAACCCUUCUCCUUCACGACGGACAAAGGUGCUGACGAUGAUGACCUGUACGAGGUCCCACCGGACAUGCUCUGCUCCAAGCCACUACGGAAGAGUAGGACAUGGCUGAGGAGCCUACUGAUAAGGUGUUGCGGCCUCAACUGCUUGGUCUAACCAUUGAAGGACAGUGACGGCCGAAGUACCCAUCGAAGCAAAGGCCACAUCUUGUUUGAUUUUGCAUGCACCUAGGGCUCACAUUACAUGUUUUGAUGGAUCGAUGGAUGAACUGCACGAUGUAGUUUGAUGUCUUUGAGAAUGUAACUACUUCCUCUGUUUGUAAAUAUAAAUCUUUUUACGGAUUGCACUAUGGACUACAUACGAAGCAAAAUGAAUGAAUCUAUAUGCAUCCGUAUGUAGUCCGUAGUGAAAUCUCUAAAAAGACUUAUAUUUCAGAACAGAUGGAGUAUGUAGUAAGAUGAAAGUGGUAGGUUGAUGAAAUAU